AUGAGCUUCUUCCCAAAAUCUUUAAAAAGUAAAUCUGCUGGUGAUAUCGUUAUUUUAGCAGCCAAAAGGACACCUAUAUCUAGAUCAAAAAAAGGGCCAUUAGCUAACUCUUUCCCAGAGGAAUUAUUGAAGCAAGCAAUUGAAGGAACCAUAAAUGCAAGUGGUAUUGAACGCGGGCUCGUAGAAGACGUACUAGUGGGCACUGUUCUUCAAAAUCUAGGAGGGCAAAAAGCUUCAGCUCUUGCAGUGAAGUCACUAGGUUUUCCUCCGUCGACAACGAUCAAUACCAUAAAUAGGCAAUGCUCUUCCUCAGCCCAAGCUUUAACAUAUAUGGCAAAUUCGAUAAGAUGCAAUGACAACAAAAUUGCUAUUGCAGCAGGGGUAGAAUCAAUGACCUUUGAUUACUUUCCUCACAGAGGAAUCCCAACCAGAAUAUCCCCUCAUCUUUUAAGUACUGCAAAUCAGGAAUCAAAAGAUGUUCUUAUGCCAAUGGGAAUUACUUCAGAAAACGUUGCUAAGAAAUAUGGUAUCAGUAGGAACGACCAAGAUUUAUUUGCGUUUGAAAGUCACGUCAAGGCCCUGAAAGCCCGAGACUCUGGCCAUUUUGCAAAAGAAAUUGUACCGGUCGUGACGCAUAUCCCCUUAGACGAGGAGGGAAAAUCAUUUAAAACUGAAGUAGUAACAGAGGACGAUGGUAUAAGAAGCAGUAUUUCCUUAAAAAAAUUAAGUGAAUUGAAGCCUGUUUUCGAUGAGAACGGAACUACUACUGCUGGAAACUCUUCACAGAUAUCAGAUGGUGCAUCCGCAGUCUUGAUAACAACAAGGGAGGUUGCUGAAUCUUUGAACCUUAAGCCAGUUGCUAGGUAUAUAUCCAGUUCUGUUGCUGGCGUGGAGUCCAAGUAUAUGGGAAUUGGGCCUGCUGUCGCUGUUCCUAAACUUUUGAACAAAUUAGGAUUGGGUGUUAAUGAUAUCAACUUGUGGGAAUUAAAUGAGGCAUUCGCAUCUCAAUCGUUGUACGUUAUUGAUAAAUUGAAGAUUGAUCCAAAGAAAGUAAACAUAUUUGGCGGUGCAAUUGCAUUAGGGCAUCCACUCGGCGCCACUGGCGCUAGAUGUAUUUCUACAUUAAUAAAUGCUCUUGAAACAACUGGAGAGGAGGUAGGUGUGGUAUCCAUGUGCACUUCCACUGGACAAGGUUAUGCUGGUCUAAUCGUAAAAGAAUGA
Messenger RNA from Priceomyces carsonii, 1221 nucleotides. RefSeq names its product Pot1-2p (gene POT1-2). Gene Ontology annotation, biological process: fatty acid beta-oxidation; phenylacetate catabolic process. NCBI's taxonomy places the organism in Eukaryota, Fungi, Ascomycota, Pichiomycetes, Serinales, Debaryomycetaceae. The record is from RefSeq and is a predicted model, not a curated record. The transcript has a single exon. Gene Ontology annotation, molecular function: acetyl-CoA C-acyltransferase activity. The coding region runs from base 1 to 1221 and encodes 406 amino acids. Gene Ontology annotation, cellular component: peroxisome.